AUGGCUUCAACCUCCCAAACCGAAUUCUCCGCUAAGGAUUUUGACCAAGCGCUCCGGGCUUUGGACGUUGAAAUCGGCAAAUCCAAGAACAUGUCCAAAAUCGCGCCGAUUCAGCUUCUAAGCGCUGGUGGUUUUGUGGCCGUGACUCUAUUCCAUAACCGUCUCUCGACACAAUACAUAGACUACAUCAUGAAUCCCGAUACGCCGAAUGUUAAUAAGAUCAAGGAGAAGCUCCAGAUUGCAAUUGAGGCGGUGACCAGGCAGCGAUCGCUCUCCACGGACUGGAUCAACUCGCAGAUGGAAAUCUUCGCUAUCGGACCCAAGAAGCAGCGCCUGUUCCGCGAUUCUGUCACGCAGAAUGUUGUUCUCUGGAGAGGGGCUAACCUGGUUAUUUACGCCGCUAAAUGGGAGUGGACGUUGGCCCGCAAGUUUAAAAGGAUUGGGUCGGAGCGCAGAGCUAUUGAUAUUAGUGAUGCGGUCGAGAUCUUAUCUAGAAUGGUACAGGAGAACGGCGGCCCUCUCGCUUUGGAAACCGUCAAGUCCUGGGACACUAUCGUCUACACGCCACUAGACAUGGCUGCGAUCAAGAGCGUUGCGGACGCCUACAUGGGACAAUGGGGCGUUGCCGGCAUCAAGAUGUAA
Messenger RNA from Akanthomyces muscarius, 642 nucleotides. RefSeq lists its product as uncharacterized. The coding region runs from base 1 to 642 and encodes 213 amino acids. NCBI's taxonomy places the organism in Eukaryota, Fungi, Ascomycota, Sordariomycetes, Hypocreales, Cordycipitaceae. The transcript has 2 exons. The record is from RefSeq and is a predicted model, not a curated record.